Molecule: messenger RNA, 2992 nt
Organism: Etheostoma spectabile (orangethroat darter)
Lineage: Eukaryota; Metazoa; Chordata; Actinopteri; Perciformes; Percidae
Gene: praf2
Product: PRA1 domain family, member 2
Exons: 3
Coding region: 62-598 (178 amino acids)
Cellular component (GO): membrane
Source: RefSeq, a predicted model, not a curated record
CACCCACUCCCUCCUCCCGCGUUGCAUUCUGUGAAAUAGAGUUUAUGAGCGUUUAGGAAAGAUGGCAGGCGUGCAGCCGCCACCCCUCCGCAGCCUGGAGGAUUUUCUCCUGAGCUCGGCCCGGUUCGCUGUGCCCGACGUGCGCGACCUGGACCGCUGGAACAACCGCAUCAUCAACAACCUGCUGUACUACCAGAGCAAUUAUCUCACGUGCGCACUGGGCCUCCUUCUUUUAGUGGGGUAUUUCCGGCCCUUCCAGUUGCUUGUCGGGGCGUUGGUGGUCACCUUGAUAUUCCUGGGCUUUGUCUGGGUCGCUGAGAACCAAGCUCCAGUUCGUCGUUUCCGUAGAAACCACCCAUCCGUCUCUGUGUUUGCCAUUCUCUUGGCCAGUUACCUCUUCAUAUCGGUGCUGGGGGACGUGGCCGUGUUCCUGUUUGGGAUAGCCUUCCCUAUAAUGAUGGUUCUGGUCCACGCGUCGUUGAGGCUGCGCAGCCUGAAGAACAAGCUGGAGAACAAACUGGAGAGCAUCGGUCUGAAGAGGACGCCCAUGGGACUCCUGUUAGAGGCCCUGGGACAGGAACAAGAGGCUGGCUCCUAGAGAGGAAGAGGAAGAGGAGAUGUGCAGGGAUGGGGAGAUGGGAGAGUUUGGGUGCCAUCUGAAGAGAAAUGGAUGGGAAGAAGAAAAACAUAGGAGGAGAAUUACUGCAGGGCAAGUGGAAGAACAAAAUGAAAAAUGAAGUAGAAAGAGUCAGCUUUGGUUUGUUAAAAUGAACUAAUCAGCAGGAAGAGAUCUCUGGUCCAAUGGGAAGAGGACAGAUGAAAUCAUAGAAAUCAUCCUAACAAACAAAUGAUCGGUAUUGAACUAACUUGACCGGCAUUGACUAACUUCAAAUGAAUUCCAUUUUCAUUAAGUGUUUACAAUAGUGUGUGUGGCAUUGAAAAUGUACUUCAAUGCUUAAAUGAGGUGAAAUUUGAAGGAAAUGGGAGGUUUUAUGUAAAGAAUAAGCUGCUUCAAUUUGACAGAGUUGAUACAGGACCAACAGGAGCAGAUAUGCGAAGGAAACAAAUCCCGUUUUAGAUGAAAACUUUUCAGUUACCACAUUUCUAAGCCUGUAUUUAUCCAGAAUAAAAAGCUUCACUGAUAGAGCUGCCUAUUGGGACUACAGUCCUCCACUGCUGGUCGUCCAGUGCUGGCAACUGGGAGAAGCAAAUUAACAACUUUGAACUUACCCUUAACUCCUUCAUAACUUGUUAAAUUACCACUAGCCAUUAAGUGUGUUGGUCGCUGUGCUUACACUUGUGGUAACUGUACUUUGUAAUUUUCUCUGUUUUUAGCAAUGCUAGUGAUGUGGUUCCUGGGAUAGCAGUGUUGGUCAGUCCACCACUUUAGUCCAAACUGAAAUAUCUCCACAGAUAUUGACUGAACUGCGAUGAUGAUACGUUUGGUGCCCAGAGGAAGAAGCCGACUGACAUUACUGAUCCUUUGAAUUGCCUUAGCAGUCACCAAGUUUUUAAUCAUCCAAUAAAAUAUUUCAAUAUCUAUUGCCAAAACAUUUCUAGCAUGAUCACCAGGUCAAGCUAUAUACAGUACAUGCCAGUGAUUGAGUACGGGACUCGGGACUAGAGUUGCUAUACUCUGUACACUUGACCCGACUUGGAAUUGCACACUUUUGACUCAAGGAUUUAUGAAAUUGGACUUUGGAUGAAGUUUUUGAUCUUUUUUAAGUGUAAUAGGCAGUGAUGGAGUAUUUGAGUCUGACUUAAGUUGCUAUUUUCUGGACUCGACUUGGACGCAAACAAUGGGCACUCGAGACUUGACUCGAACUCGACGGUUGGCGACUCGACUAUAACACUGAUACAUGCAAAUGCUAACAUGCUAAACUAAGAUGACGGACAUGGACUUGACCCGUGAAAUAUUUCAACAUCUAUUGGCAAAACAUUGCUAGCACGAUCACCAGGUCAUGCAAUAUUUCAAUUUCAAUUUUAUGGAUAGUGUCCAAUCAUAAGAGUUAUCUCAAGACACUUUGCAGAUAAAGUCGGUCUAGACUAUACUCUAGAAUUUACAAAGACCCAACAAUUUACCAUGAGCAAGCAUGGUGCGACAGUGGCAAGGAAAAUGUUCCUUGCCAGAAAUCUCGGACAGACCCAGGCUCUUGGUGGGCGGCAUCUGGCACUGCCGGGUAGGACAGACACUGAUAUAGAUUUACAGCUAUAGAGAAAUAUGAUUCAUAAUAAUUAUAUCAGUUGGAAUGAUGAACAGUGGCCCUUUUAGUUACAAUAAAAAUAGUGGAACUAUGACUAGUAAUAAUAGUUGUAGCAGUGAUGGAGUAUUUGAGUCUUGGACUUGUUAUCAAGUUGCUAUAUUCUGGACUUUUGACUUUUGACACUGAUGACUCGAGGAUUUAUGAAAUCAGACUCAGAAUUUGGAUGAAGUUUCUGACCACUUUUAUGUGUAAUGGGCAGCGAUGGAGUGCUGGAGUCCGACUCGAGUUAUUCUCUGGACUCAUGACUCCAGUUGGACUCAAACUCAGGCAAUGGUGACUCGACUCUUGAGUCUCCUUUGGUGUCUCAGACUUGGACUGGAACACAGGGCACUCGAGACUUGACUUGGACUCACUCGACAGUUGGUGACUCGACUAUGACACUGAUACAUGCACUUGCUAACAUGCUAAACUAACAUGAUGAACAUGCUGAACAUAAGCUGCUAAAGAUCCGCAUGUUAGCAUUGGCACUGUGAGCAUGUUAGCAUUCUAAAUUUAACGUUUAACUUACUGAGGACUUUUAGUCUUAUUUAUUAUUUUUGAUCUAUAAUGAAGAGUGUCUAACAAGUCCAAAAUCCCCCCCAACUAGACCUUCGCCUCCAUUACAUUAACGUUUACACUUCAUUGGACAGUAUAUGAAACACGUCCAACAUUGUGAGUUCCAACCCUGUUUGGAUCCCUGUUGUGUAGACAUGAUGGACAGCUGUCUAUUUGAGAAAAGAUUUAAAAAA